GGUGACGAAAUACUGUACGAUAAGAAAUGAAAGUUCAUAGAACCGAAAGAAUAAUAUAGGGCACUGUUGCCGUUCUUUAAAUUAGGGGAGCCGGAACAGAGCUCCAAACUUUAAAAUUAAACAUACCUGCUGCUAUAAUCAGAUAUUUGAAAAUUUAUACAAUUCCUCGUUACAUCAUUAAGGUUUUAAAUAUUACAAAGAGGGAUAAUGGUGGAGAACCGACAUUUUGUGUUACACGAAUCGAUGAUUCGUAAUGACGAGUCGGUUCAGUCGGAAACUGACAUCACUGGCUAAAUUUCUAGAUAAUCGACACUGAUUUCAGGAUAAACCGAUGAUGCAGCGAUUCGAAGAGAAGAUCGAAGCAGAAGAUGGAGGGCGUUUCUAUGCGCGGGCGGAGCAUGAGUCUGCGGCUUCGUUGGCCAACAGGUGGACCAAUCGUUUCAUGGAGAUUUUUCCAACCGUCUGGAAGCGCUGUGUUCUGAAAUUGUUAAAUUCGUUACUUGUUAGCGAUCAUUUUUAGAGGCAACAUUAAGAACAAAGUACUAAAGUGAAUAGAACUUACUUUUGAAUUGUUGAUUUAAUUUACCACAAUUUUUUAAACAAAUUUCUAUUGUUUAAAAAUAAUUUAUCCAAAGAAUAAAAUUAGAAUUAAAUAGAGUGUAAAGUAGAAUACUUAACAUUAAAAAUUUGAUCAAUAGUGUACCUAAUUCAAUUAAUUAUAAUAGUCAUCUAAUAAAUAAAAACCCUCCUCGAUCUCCUUCUAAUAAUAUCGAAGCCUAAUAAUAUCACAAAACAAUCCAAUAACCAUCCGCAAGAUUUUUCUGCAAUAAGGAAAUCUAAGAGGCUUAUGUAAUCAUUAUCAAUUACAAAGUGAUCAGCGUGUCUGAUAAUCAUUCUCAAUACCUAAAGCUUAAUGUCAUCAGGCGUGACACUGUAAAAUUGUAGACAUCUGCUAUUGGUCACGACCACGAGCUUCAAUGCUGAACUCUAAGCAGCAACCAAUAGAGAGCCAAGAUACAUCACCCUCGCUGGUUACGCCCACCAGGGACGAGGCUGGGGUCGUGACGGCGUGUCUCGCGUCAUCGCGUCGUAGCAAGCUUCCACCAGGUCCGAAGUUGAUCUCCGGGUCCAGUCAUCCGAAAACACUUAGCGGCGCAUCAGCGAAACGUCUGCCAAGUGGCAAGUCUAAAUAAUUGACCCCACCGUGCGGCACCGUGCAAACAAUUUACAUCGACCACACGUAAAUAACGACUUCUCCUCUUCCUUCUUAUUGUGAUUACCGAGUUAAACGCGUGGCUGCCACGCGAAUCGCUCUACGUCGUGGCAAACAUAAAUAAUAAAUAUACCGUGAACUGGUGGAUUGUUAAGAGGUGUCCAGUGGAUGCUAGCAACGAGAUCCUGAGGACAAAUUCGUUUGAUUUGAAAUAAGGAUAUCGUAGAUACUGUUACUCUAAAUCUAACGGUGCGGUGAUAAUUAGUGACAGACAUUUUGUGAGAAAAGUUACAUUAGCCUCGUGUUCGAAGUCGGUGAAGUGAACGUUUUUAGAAUGUUUACCACCGUGUGACCACUGACCAGGGACUUGAUGGAUCAGACAGUGAUAGUGCCGUCGACACCUCGCGGAACCAGCGUCGCCAUGAAAAACGAAUCGGAGACGAGUCUGCAUCUCCAGGAUCAAUCCACCGUCGCCCAUGCCAAUUCCAACUCGGUGGUUCCACGAACGAGCUUGUCGAUGACCAGCAACUCGAACCAAGACCAGAGUUUGGACCCACUGAUGUGCAAUCCAUCCAGUACGGAAUUACCAAGGAAGCCAGGUGCGCGUCGCCAGGAGAAACCACCCUACUCGUACAUAGCGUUGAUCGUAAUGGCGAUUCAGUCUAGUCCUGGAAAGAGAUUAACCCUCUCGGAAAUAUACUCGUUCCUGCAACAACACUUCCCAUUCUUCCGUGGCGCUUAUCAAGGCUGGAAGAAUUCGGUGCGACAUAAUUUAAGCUUGAACGAGUGUUUCAUUAAACUGCCUAAAGGUUUGGGCAGACCAGGCAAGGGUCACUAUUGGACGAUCGAUCCUUCGACGGAGUACAUGUUCGAAGAGGGAAGUUUCCGUCGACGACCACGAGGCUUCCGUCGCAAAUGUCAAGCUCUGAAGCCACAGUAUCCUCAAUACUUCGCCGGAAGUGGUCCGGUGGGUGUCCAGCCGUCCGGUUACGAGAAUCUCACACCUGGAAGCAUGGAGUACGCGAACGGUUACCAGAAUCAGUAUCAGAAUUACCAGGAGUACGCGAUGUACGCGCCUGGAGCACCGGUGUCAGCCGAUUGGGCCUACCCCGAGGCAACGUACAAGACCCCACCCAUAGCGGAGGUCACUUACAAGACGACGGAAGUCACUUACAAAACCGGGGAACCGUCGGUGUACAGAAACGGUGAGAUCGUGGCGUUCAAGAGCGAGCCAGGAUACGGGUCCAGGAGUCAGGAGCAACUUGCCUACAAGGCGGCUACGGAAGGAUUCUCUGUAAAGGAUCAUCAACAUCACGCGGACUCUGUUUACAAAGAGAACGAUACUAUGAUGACUUACAAGUGCCCGUCUAAUCCGGUACCGACUACUCAAGCAACCGGACAGGAUUAUUACGUCGGCUACGGGCUUCCUGGAGUGAACAAUAACGGGAGCAAUGUAAACGUCGCCAUGCAAGGAAUUCCGGAGCAGACUGGGAACAGUAGUCCUGUUGGAAACGUCAGCUCACCGCACAGCGGUUGUCAGACACCUGUAACGGAUAAUGAUAAUCGCGACGACCACACGGAAAACACUUUUUGCGGCCCUCUUGGGGUCGAGAUUCAGAAUAUAAGGUACAGACGAAUGCCGUAGACGAUUCACCUUUUCAAAGAAAAAAAAACCAGACAUCACGAGGUUAACACGAGAUCCCGGAGUCGAAGA
Osmia bicornis bicornis is the source of this 2927-nucleotide messenger RNA. Its product is annotated as forkhead box protein E1-like. The record is from RefSeq and is a predicted model, not a curated record. The transcript is spliced from 2 exons. Gene Ontology annotation, biological process: regulation of transcription by RNA polymerase II; animal organ morphogenesis. Gene Ontology annotation, molecular function: DNA-binding transcription factor activity, RNA polymerase II-specific; RNA polymerase II cis-regulatory region sequence-specific DNA binding. NCBI's taxonomy places the organism in Eukaryota, Metazoa, Arthropoda, Insecta, Hymenoptera, Megachilidae. Bases 1584 to 2858 code for a protein of 424 amino acids. Gene Ontology annotation, cellular component: nucleus.